This is a messenger RNA of Archocentrus centrarchus (flier cichlid), 5554 nucleotides long. RefSeq names its product tripartite motif containing 37 (gene trim37). The transcript is spliced from 26 exons. Gene Ontology annotation, cellular component: ESC/E(Z) complex; aggresome; peroxisomal membrane. Gene Ontology annotation, biological process: protein autoubiquitination; protein monoubiquitination; aggresome assembly. The record is from RefSeq and is a predicted model, not a curated record. Gene Ontology annotation, molecular function: zinc ion binding; ubiquitin protein ligase binding; ubiquitin protein ligase activity. Bases 510 to 3371 code for a protein of 953 amino acids. Lineage: Eukaryota; Metazoa; Chordata; Actinopteri; Cichliformes; Cichlidae.
ACAGCCUCACAGCAACCGCUGCUACAUCUUUGGUUUGUGCAGGAAAGGAGCUGCAUCUCAACCCUGCUGCUGCUCAGCGCCAGUUCUGCCUUCUCGCAGCUGAAUCUGAGUUGCAGUUUAGUCUCUUUUACCGGUGCUUAAAGCGACGGAGGUGUUGUUAUAUGUCAGAAUGUAGCCGUCUGCAGUGGCUUGUUUAUCAGGUGUGACACGGAGCCGAGUCUCCGAGGGGAUCCUGUCAUUACUGCUGGCGGACGGGCGUGUGUCAGCUGAUGCUGGGCCUCUGGUGCUGGACGGCACAGACUACAGGCUGCCGUUCACAAGUGUCACGUUUUUACUUUUGUAGGGUGUCCCACUGUUCGUGCUGUGCUACACAGACACAGCUGCACUGAUGCUGUUGAGGUGUUCAUUCGUUGUCACCGACUGCAACUACCGAGUAUUAAUUGGAGCCGAUUAAUUCGAGAGCACUUGUUUGAGUUGUCAGUGUGAUCCAGAACUUCAAACUGGCUGAAAUGGAUGAGCAAAGUGUUGAGAGCAUCGCUGAGGUGUUCCGAUGCUUCAUUUGCAUGGAGAAACUGAGGGAUGCUCGCCUCUGCCCACAUUGCUCCAAACUCUGCUGCUUCAGCUGCAUACGACGAUGGCUGACGGAGCAGAGAGCCCAGUGUCCACACUGCCGGGCUCCACUCCAGCUGAGGGAGCUGGUCAACUGUCGCUGGGCGGAGGAGGUCACCCAGCAGCUGGACACCCUGCAGCUCUGCAGCCUCACCAAGCAUGAAGACAACGACAAAGACAAAUGUGAGAACCAUCAUGAGAAGCUCAGCGUUUUCUGUUGGACCUGCAAAAAAUGCAUCUGUCACCAGUGUGCUCUGUGGGGAGGCAUGCACGGCGGCCACACCUUUAAGCCUCUGGUGGAGAUUUAUGAGCAGCAUGUGACCAAAGUGAAGGAGGAGGUUGCUAAGCUGCGCCGCCGCCUCAUGGAGCUCAUCAGUCUGGUGCAGGAAGUGGAGAGGAACGUUGAGGCGGUCAGGGGGGCAAAAGACGAGCGGGUUCGAGAGAUCCGAAACGCUGUGGAAAUGAUGAUCGCUCGUCUGGACAACCAGCUCAAGAACAAACUCAUCACGCUCAUGGGCCAGAAGACGUCCUUGACCCAGGAGACGGAGCUGCUGGAGUCUUUGCUGCAGGAGGUGGAGCAUCAGCUUCACUCCUGCAGUAAGAGCGAACUGAUCUCCAAAAGCCCCGAGAUCCUGCUCAUGUUCCAGCAGGUCCACCGGAAACCCAUGCAGUCCUUCGUCACCACGCCCGUCCCUCCAGACUUCACCAGUGAGCUGGUUCCUGCCUAUGACUCAAGCACGUUUGUUCUGGUCAACUUCAGCACCCUGAGGCAGCGUGCUGACCCGGUCUACAGCCCCCCCCUGCAGAUCUCUGGCCUCUGCUGGAGACUCAAAGUUUACCCAGAUGGUAACGGCGUGGUCCGUGGAAACUAUUUGUCUGUGUUCCUUGAACUGUCUGCAGGACUUCCUGAAACUUCAAAGUACGAGUACCGUGUGGAGAUGGUCCAUCAGGCCUCCAGUGACCCCACAAAGAACAUAAUUCGGGAGUUUGCCUCUGACUUUGAGGUUGGUGAAUGCUGGGGCUACAACCGCUUCUUCAGGCUUGAUCUUCUAGCCAGUGAGGGAUACCUGAACAUGCAGACCGACACACUGGUCCUCCGCUAUCAGGUUCGCUCACCUACCUUCUUCCAGAAGUGCAGAGAUCAGUACUGGUACAUCAGCCAGCUGGAGUCGGCCCAGAGUGGCUACAUCCAGCAGAUCAACAACCUCAAAGAGAGGCUCGCUAUCGAGCUGUUUCGCCGUCAGACCUCACGCAGCUCCUCACCUCCUGACCUGAGGCUCGCUGCGGGCACCACGACCUCUGAAAGAGACCCUCGCUUGGUGAAGAGUGACGAUGACAUCCAGACCACUUUGAGCAACACUAAGAAAGGAGAAGAAGAGGAGAGGACGCAGCACGAUGACUCUAAUGAGCUGUCAGACGGUGACCUGGAGGUGGACUGUCUGACAGAAGAGGAGGUGAACCCUCUGGAUGGCAGCAGCACCUCAGGGAGCUCCACAGCCACCAGCAACACCGAGGAGAACGACAUAGACGAGGAGACCAUGUCUGGGGAGAAUGAUGUCGACUUCAUUGGCAACCUGGACACAGAAGAAGGAGAGCUUCCUGACGACUUGGCUGGGGCCACAGGUGGAUCCAGCUCCAGUGUGCGUUCAUUACAUCGCAGCGCUCCGGCUGCUACUGGUCGUAGUAGCGGAGCUGCCGCUGCCGUCACCGCCGGUGCUAUUGGGCCAGGUGGUAACAGCCUCCUGGAGAUCGACCCGGUCAUCCUGAUCCAGCUGCUGGACCUGAAGGAGCGCAGCAGCGUGGAGUCUCUGUGGGGUCUUCAGCCUCGGCCUCCAGUAUCUCUCCUCCACAGCCAAGCUCAUCCUCACUCAAGGAAGGAACGAGAGCGACGUCCCCAGGUGGUGCGACGAUCGGCUCCGGAUUCGGGGGUCCUGAUCCGCCUUAAGGCUCAGAUGGCCGAGGUCCGCAGCAAGAUGGCCGAUGUCAAGAGUCAAGUGCUGGAGGCUCGGGGGUCAGCAGAGCCCAGGCCGGGCCCAUCUGGGGCCUUCGGUGCUGAGGAGCUCCCAUCUCAUCACGGCGAUUCAGAGAUGGCAAUAUGUCAUAAACCCAGUGAGCUCGACCUGGUGGGGAGAGCAGCUGCAGCUCGGUCCCGACCCUGCCGGCCCGCCAGGAAAUCUCUGUCUCCUGUCUUGGACAGCAGCUCUCUGGUUGUGAAGAGGAGGAGUCCAGAGGAGAUGGAGAAAGACCUGAGAGGAGCAGAAGCUGCUCUGGAGCUCAGCCUGCAUCCUAAAGAUGGGAUAGGAGGAGCAGAGGUAGUGCUGAAGGCUGACGGCAUCCAGGGGCCCUUGGUGUCUCUUGGCAGCUCCUCAUCAGAGCAGCCCACCACCUCUAAGCAGCAGUACUCAGUGGAGCAGCAGCUAUAUGGGGCCUCGGGGUCUAGGGAAGACAUCUUCACCUUGGGAGGACCAAGCUAUAUGACUUCCAGCAAGAACUGUAGCAGCAGGAGCCUAGGGGGAGCUGCAUUGGACUGCGAAUCUGAAAGCUCAGGAAACUCCCAUCAGUCCUUGCCAGAGGGGCCCUCAGCACAGCCGCAGUCAAAUGAAGAUCCCUCGGUGUCUGUGCUGGUAGCAGCAACAAGCAGUGACAGCGACACAGAGGAUGAAGCCCUACAGAGCAACAACUCUCGCUACGACAACCACACUCCUCCCUGCACAGGAGAGCAGCUUCUGUCUGAUGACAUGAGUCUGCCCGCUGACAGGUGAUUCCCCCCGAGCCCGUCAGACACCCGGCUUAACGCCUCACAGCGACGCAAUAACGUCCGGAGACGACACGUGCUAGUUCCACAAACCCGUAGAGUAGAAACUGCUUGUUAUGCAUGAACUGACUGAAAAUGAAGACGAUGCAACAACACAAACUUUUUUUUUUUUUGGUAGUCUGAAUGCUUUUUGUUAGAGGACCCUGGAAGAAGUCAUUGAAAUAAGGUGAUCACUUAAUGUUGUAUAAAUACAACAAAGCUGCCCCUUUAAGAGAACCAACAUCACAGCUUGUGUUUAGAGUUGUUUUUCUCCGUUCUGGUUUUGUCUUUAUUCGGAGAUUUGACCCCUCAGUGCUGCUUUUUGCUCGUCAGCGUGGCUGUUAAAGAGCAGCACUGGACUGAUGAAAGUUUGUUAGUCUCAUUAUUUAACAGCCACGUACUUAGUUCAAUAAAUAAAUGCAUCAGAGUAAAUGACUGAAUGACUGAAUCUCUACUACAUUGUAUUUAAUCAUUUAUUUAAUUCAAUGUGUAUAAAUGCUUUUCUAAGUCUGGCCUGUCUACAGCAUAUAUAUGUAAAUAAUAUGUAACCUGUCAAUAAGAGUUUAGUGUUUUUAAUGCCAUGCUGUUCGUGCUGAGUUCAGUCUUCCUGCCCGUCAGGCUCAACACCUGCUCGGCUUCCUUCACCCGUGUCCCUCACAGCAUCAGCACUUUUCAUCACUGCUCAGACGCUUCGUUUUGUAGACACUCUGACUUAUCAGCAGCAUAAAAUCUUUCUUUUUUUUUUUUUACGGGGUGAACCAUUAGCUUUUCUUUUAAGUUAUGUAAAUGUCUUUGCUCAUAAUAACAACCGCAGUGGCACAUCAGUCUUUAUUUGACAUUUGAAAAGGCUAAACGAUCACCAAAUAACGUGAAUUAUGAAACUGCUGCCGUCUGUGGGCUGAAACUUCGAGGCACGGCGCGGCCUCCGGUGAAGACCAGGCAGAUGUUUUCACUUCAGCAUCUGCUCGAGCAUCACCGACUGCAGGGCAACGAUCCAACCCACGCGCAGCACACCUGACAACUAUUAUUAAUUUAAAGCAGCGGCCUAAGAUUGGUUAUUCUCGUGAUUCUGUAAAAAACAGCAGCACCCACUUAGCUUAACUAGAGCCCACCCACAUCUGCUGCUCUCCACUCCCACUGAUUCAAACAGCGCUGAUGUCGAACAACUGCUGGGAUGUCUUAUCGCAAAACUCAAAAUACCUGCAAUAGCUCUUUUUAAAAUUUUUAAUUCCCCAUUUUAACUCUGUAGUGAGUGAGGCAGCACUGAAGAGCUGAGGCAGCAGCAGCUCUGUUAUCAGUAACCCCUCUGUGUUCCUGCUGUGCUGUGUCAAAAUGUGUGCUGUGAAAAGUUUAUAUAUGUGGGCAAAAAAAAAAAGAAGCGAAUCGCUCUUUUUAAAGGGCUAGUACACCCAAAUUAGAUGUCACUGUGUGAUUUUUGUACUGUUCUUACAAGGACAUGAUGGAGGGGAAUGCAGGGCUGCUGCUAAUACACUGUUGAUUAAUGUACGGGUAAUUUUCUCAGGAUUUCAUUUGGUGUGUUUAAUGUCCCCAAUGAGUGAAAAAUGACUGCCAUAGAAAAAAUUAUAGGCUAAUCAGAAAGUUUGCCCAUUAAUUUCCUUUUUAUCUAGAUUUACUGAAUCAUCGCAGCACCUCUAGGUGAGUGCUAAUUAGGUCGGGGAGCUCUGAAAAAUGAUUUUCCUUCUGGUUCGCCUUACUGUAGAUAAUUUAAUUGGAAAUAUGUGGGGACCUUUUUUUAAUUUAUUUAUAUUAAAGAGCUCCUAAUGAAAAGUCUGUAUUAUCCACCUGUGUGUUCCCUGAAUAGAGGUUUCUGAUUGAUUUGGAACAAACAAAACCAAAAUAAUCUGCACAGAGUGAAAGUGCGUUUCUAAUUUUGGCUGAACUGACCCUUUUAAACUUGAGGCGCAUUUAAUUUUCCGAGGAGUUGACGGCAAAGCUUAAUAAGAAUCGUAAUUAUGUAACAUGUGCUCUGCUGCGCUGCUGGCUUUUCUUGAUGGAUUAAUUAUUUCUCAGCUCACUUCUUUGAACAAACAGAGCGAACACGAGUCCAACGCUGCUGCUGCCGCUUCACUGGGAGGAAACAUGUCUGGAAGUCGAGACCUUUCUCCUUCAUCCUUCAGCCGUAUCUAAUUU